Penicillium salamii is the source of this 558-nucleotide messenger RNA. The record is from the annotation of a GenBank genome assembly. Lineage: Eukaryota; Fungi; Ascomycota; Eurotiomycetes; Eurotiales; Aspergillaceae.
AUGUCCCAAGAGUAUAAACCAGAUCAUUCUCUACUCCGUACUCUGCACUCCAAUCCCUUCAUCAAUCCCACCAUGUCUCUGUCAUGCAAUGCCGUAUCCAACCCCUCCUUUGAAACCGGAAUUCUAAGCCCAUGGCAUGCACCCAUCAACGUUGCAACAAUCACCAAUGGAUCAACCGCAUAUAGCGGCAAUUACUACCUCAAUCUCCAAACCGCCGUAGGAAACCGCGGUAACACCAUCUCCCAGGGACUGCGGCACCUAAAGCGUCACACGCAAUACAAAUUCAGCGUACAGGCUCAGCUUCCGUCUCCAUCCGGCUCGGAAUACUGCUCGGUAUAUGUGUACAUCGGUCGGAACGCAACAGUCGGUAACAUUGCCUCGGCGCAACUAUUUCAUCCUGGGGAGUGGAUGGAGGUGGCUGGGAGUUGGGUGCCGAGGCGGGAGCAGGAUGUUCUGAGUAUUGUUGCUGCUUGUGAUUCGGAGGAUUCGUCGGUGACGGGAAAUGUUUUGCUUGAUGAGAUUGUUUUUGCUCCUGUUGAUUGUUAUGGGUUGGAAUAG